Arachis stenosperma is the source of this 1584-nucleotide messenger RNA. RefSeq names its product berberine bridge enzyme-like 21. Bases 1 to 1584 code for a protein of 527 amino acids. Gene Ontology annotation, molecular function: oxidoreductase activity; FAD binding. Lineage: Eukaryota; Viridiplantae; Streptophyta; Magnoliopsida; Fabales; Fabaceae. The transcript has a single exon. The record is from RefSeq and is a predicted model, not a curated record.
AUGGCAGAAAAACCAGCUUCUCCUUCAUGUUUUUUCUUUGCAGCUUCUCUUGUUCUUCUAACCCUUUCUUCUUGUUUGGCAUCACCAACACCACCAUCACCCUCCUGCCUCUCAGGCACACUCUCCAACAUACUCUACCGCAACAACAACGCUUCUUUCCCCACAGUUCUGGAAAACUACAUCCGCAACGCUAGGUGGAACACAACCACAACACCAAAGCCAUUGCUCAUCAUCACACCCCUUCAAGAAUCCGACGUUCAAGCUGCAGUUCUCUGCGCCAAGAGGAUUGGCCUCCAAAUCAGGAUCCGAAGCGGCGGCCAUGACUACGAAGGCCUUUCGUAUGUCUCCCGAUCCCAACAACCCUACUUCGUUCUUGACAUGUCCAAUCUCCGGCAAAUAACCGUCGACAUUGGAAAACAAGUUGCCACGGUUCAAGCCGGAGCCACGCUCGGAGAACUUUACUAUAAUAUAUGGAAAAAUAGCAAAAUCCAUGGCUUCCCUGCUGGAUUGUGCACCACUCUUGGCGUUGGUGGCCACAUAAGCGGAGGAGGCUACGGUGCCAUGUUGAGAAAAUACGGUUUAUCCGUUGAUAACGUAAUCGACGCGAAAAUCGUUGAUGUUAAGGGUAGAAUUCUUGAUAGAAAGGCCAUGGGGGAGGAUCUUUUUUGGGCUAUUAGAGGCGGCGGCGGAGCGAGUUUUGGUGUAGUUUUGUCGUAUACAGUUAAGUUAGUUCCUGUAACUGAAACUGUAACCGUUUUUCGCGUGGAAAGGACGUUGGAACAGAAUGCAACAGAUCUUGCCGUUCAGUGGCAGCAAGUUGCUCCAACCAUUGAUGAUAGGUUUUUCCUUCGGCUUCUCUUGCUCCCUUCCAACAAAACGGUUAAAGCCAGUAUUGUAGCGUUUUUUCUCGGUGGUGCUGACGAGGCAGUUUCGAUAUUGAAGAAGAAGUUUCCUCUUCUUGGACUCGAGAAACAGAAUUGCAUUGAAAUGAGUUGGAUUGAGUCGGCGAUUUGGUUGAAUAAUCCCGAUGAUUACAAGAUCGGUGUUAAGCCGGAGAUUAUUCUGAAUCGGCGUCUCAAUACUGCUGGUUUCCUCAAGAGAAAAUCCGAUUAUGUUCAGGUUCCGAUCUCCAAAGAAGCGUUGGAGGGGAUAGCGAAGAAGAUUAUUGAACUGGGGAAGGUUGCGCUUGUGUUCAAUCCUUACGGCGGGAAGAUGGCUGAGAUUCCGGCUGACGCCACCGCUUUCCCUCACCGUGCCGGGAACUUGUUCAAGAUUCAGUAUUCUGUGAAUUGGAAUGAUUCAUCUCCUGCCGCGGCUGAGAAUUUUGUUAAUGAGACUAGGAGCUUGUAUAGUUACAUGACUCCAUUUGUGUCCAAGAAUCCAAGAAGUGCGUUCUUGAAUUAUAGAGACCUUGACAUUGGAAUCAAUACAUUUGGAAAGAAUUCUUAUGAAGAAGGGAAGGUGUAUGGGGCCAAGUACUUCAAUGGAAACUUUGAGAGGCUGGUGAAGAUUAAGACUGCAGUUGAUCCUGAUAACUUUUUCAGGAAUGAGCAGAGUAUUCCGAUUCUUCCAAACAACCACUAG